AUGGAACUCAUCCCUGAUCUUCCCGAAACCGUGGCCCGCGAGUGUCUCCUACGCGCCUCCUACAAGCAAUUUCCUCUGAUCGCCUCUGUUUGCAAAGUCUGGCAGCGAGAAAUCAGCCUCCCUGAUUUUCUCCGACACCGGAAAGCUUCAGGGCAUAGCCAGGAGCUUGUUGUCUUGUCUCAAGCUCGGGUCGACCCGGUUUCAGACCUCGGAUCGGGAAAAACAAUCCCCACGCCCUUGUAUCGGAUCUCGGUUCUCGAACCAGCGUCCGGUUUAUGGAUCGAGCUGCCUCCGGUUCCCGGUAAAGCCAACGGGCUGCCUCUGUUCUGUAGAUUAGCUUCAGUCGGGUCGGAUCUUAUUGUAUUGGGCGGGCUUGACCCAGUCACAUGGCGUACCUCUGAUUCAGUCUUCAUCUUCUCCUUCUUGACCUCCACGUGGCGCAACGGGACGAGCAUGCCAGGUGGAUCACGUUCCUUCUUCGCCUGCGCUUCGGAUUCGCAACGGAACGUGUUCGUGGCGGGUGGACACGACGAAGACAAGAACGCGCUGACGUCAGCUCUCGUGUACGACGUGGCAGAAGAUCAAUGGGCCAUUCUGCCAGAUAUGUCCCGUGAGCGAGACGAAUGCACGGCGAUUUUCCGCGCUGGCAAAUUCCACGUCAUAGGUGGUUAUGCCACGGAUGAACAAGGGCAGUUUAGUAAAACCGCUGAGUCGUUGGACGUUACCACGUGGCAGUGGACCUCACGGUCGGAAGAUUUCCUCUCUUCGGGGAUGACUACGUGGCCUCCGGUCUGUGCUGCCGGGGAAAACGGAGAACUUUACGCUUGUUGUCGUCGUGAUCUGAUGGUGAUGAGAGAUGACACGUGGCAGAAAGUUUCAAAUCUUCCUGCUGACGUGUGCAAUGUGUCCUACGUGGCGGUAAGGAGGUCCGGGGAGCUGGUCGUGAUCGGUUCGGCUCGGUACGGAGAACCAAGCGUAGGGUAUAAUUGGGAUACGAGCAAUUCUCGAUGGGUAAAACUGGAAACACAUGAAAAAUUUGAAGGUCACGUUCAAGCUGGUUGUUUCUUAGAGAUUUAA
This is a messenger RNA of Thlaspi arvense, 1077 nucleotides long. Lineage: Eukaryota; Viridiplantae; Streptophyta; Magnoliopsida; Brassicales; Brassicaceae. The record is from the annotation of a GenBank genome assembly.